GGCGUCGGGGGAGGGCGUAGGGCGGGGAGGGUAUUGCGAGGGCAGCGGCGUGGAACCGCUGGUUGGUUUCUGGGGAGGAAAGCGCGUGAGGGAGGCGGUAGACUGCAGAUCCGCGGGCAGCAAAGGUCCCGGCGCGGACGGCGCAGCCCAUUGUGCAUCUCGUACGGCGCGCUCUGUUGCAGAGGAGCCCGGGCCGGGAAGUGUGGACGCGUCUCUCCCGAGGCCGGGCACCCUUGCCGGCUCUAGUCCAGCGGAGCCCGAGCGCCUCGGACCAAUCCCCGGUGAUUAUGCAAGACAGCGGACCAAUCAGCUCCGCCAGCUCAUGAAUAUUUAUGACCUUGGCUGAGUCAAAGCUUUGAACCGAGUUUGGGGAGCUCGGCAGCAUCAUGCUUAGACUUUUCAAAGAGACAAACUCCAUUUUCUUAUGAAUGGAAAGUGAAAACCCCUGUUCCGCUUAAAUUGGGUUCCUUCCUGUCGUGAGAAACAUAGAGACCCCCUAAAGGGAAGCAGAGGAGAGAAAGUCCCACACCCAGACCCCGCGAGAAGAGAUGACCAUGACCACCAUGCCAGAAAGUCUCAACAGCCCCGUGUCGGGCAAGGCGGUGUUUAUGGAGUUUGGGCCACCCAACCAGCAAAUGUCUCCUUCUCCCAUGUCUCACGGGCACUACUCCAUGCACUGUUUACACUCGGCGGGCCAUUCGCAGCCCGACGGCGCCUACAGCUCGGCCUCGUCCUUCUCGCGACCGCUGGGCUACCCCUACGUCAACUCGGUCAGCAGCCAUGCGUCCAGCCCCUACAUCAGUUCGGUGCAGUCCUACCCGGGCAGCGCCAGCCUCGCCCAGAGCCGCCUGGAGGACCCAGGGGCGGACUCGGAGAAGAGCACGGUGGUGGAAGGCGGUGAAGUGCGUUUCAAUGGCAAGGGGAAAAAGAUCCGCAAACCCAGGACGAUUUAUUCCAGUUUGCAGUUGCAGGCUUUGAACCGGAGGUUCCAGCAAACUCAAUACCUAGCACUGCCGGAGAGGGCGGAGCUCGCGGCCUCCUUGGGACUCACGCAGACGCAGGUCAAGAUCUGGUUCCAGAACAAGCGCUCCAAAUUCAAGAAACUGAUGAAGCAGGGAGGAGCGGCUCUGGAGGGCAGCGCGCUGGCCAACGGCCGGGCCCUGUCUGCUGGCUCCCCACCUGUGCCGCCCGGCUGGAACCCUAACUCCUCAUCUGGGAAGGGUUCAGGCGGAAGCGCAGGCUCCUACAUCCCCAGCUACACGUCGUGGUACCCUUCAGCACACCAAGAAGCUAUGCAGCAACCCCAACUUAUGUGAGGUUGCCCACCCACCUCAGCCAGCCUCCUCUCCAUCUCCCCCGGCCUGGGCCCCUCCUGCCUCCUGGUUCAUCCACCCUGUCCGCGCGCCCUGUGCCCGGAGGAGAAAGGCCCAGACGGAAAGAAGAAGGAACAGUGAAGGCAGGACGCCUGCCGCCUCCUCGGAGACCCGCGCGGUCCUCCCGGCAACUCCAUGGCGCCCGCGCUCUCUUCCGAACCUCGGCCUGGGCCGCGCAGUGACAGCGGAGAGAGGCCUCGGAGCGCAGGCACAGCCACCCGAGACAGCCCGAGCAGCAAAACAAACCUGCUCGACCCGACCCGCCGAC
Messenger RNA from Galeopterus variegatus (Sunda flying lemur), 1641 nucleotides. It is a transcript of the gene DLX1, whose product is annotated as distal-less homeobox 1. Gene Ontology annotation, molecular function: DNA-binding transcription factor activity, RNA polymerase II-specific; RNA polymerase II cis-regulatory region sequence-specific DNA binding. Gene Ontology annotation, biological process: embryo development; negative regulation of transcription by RNA polymerase II; cell differentiation. NCBI's taxonomy places the organism in Eukaryota, Metazoa, Chordata, Mammalia, Dermoptera, Cynocephalidae. The coding region runs from base 549 to 1316 and encodes 255 amino acids. The transcript has 3 exons. The record is from RefSeq and is a predicted model, not a curated record.